GAUGGCUCGCUUCGGGGAGGCGGUGGUCGGCAGGCCGGGGUCUGGCGAUGGAGACUCGGACCAGAGCAGAAACCGGCAAGGAACCCCCGUGCCGGCCUCGGGGCCGGCGGCCGCCUACAAGCAGUCGAAAGCGCAGAGGGCGCGGACUAUGGCUUUGUACAACCCCAUUCCCGUCCGGCAGAACUGUUUCACCGUCAACAGAUCACUAUUCAUCUUCGGAGAAGAUAACAUUGUCAGGAAAUACGCCAAGAAGCUCAUCGAUUGGCCGCCCUUUGAGUACAUGAUCCUGGCCACCAUCAUCGCCAACUGCAUCGUCCUGGCCCUGGAGCAGCAUCUUCCUGAGGACGACAAGACCCCGAUGUCCCGCAGGCUGGAAAAGACGGAGCCGUAUUUCAUUGGGAUCUUUUGCUUUGAAGCUGGGAUCAAAAUCGUGGCCCUGGGGUUCAUCUUCCAUAAGGGCUCGUACCUCCGCAAUGGCUGGAACGUCAUGGACUUCAUCGUGGUUCUCAGCGGCAUCCUGGCCACGGCGGGAACCCACUUCAACACACACGUGGACCUGCGGACCCUCCGGGCCGUGCGCGUCCUGAGGCCCCUGAAGCUCGUGUCCGGGAUACCCAGCCUGCAGAUCGUGCUGAAGUCCAUCAUGAAGGCCAUGGUGCCCCUCCUGCAGAUCGGCCUCCUGCUCUUCUUCGCCAUCCUGAUGUUCGCCAUCAUCGGCUUGGAGUUCUACAGUGGGAAGCUGCACCGCGCGUGCUUCAUGAACAAUUCAGGUAUCCUAGAAGGCUUUGACCCCCCUCACCCGUGUGGCGUGCAGGGCUGUCCUGCUGGUUACGAGUGCAGGGACUGGAUCGGCCCCAACGACGGGAUCACGCAGUUUGAUAACAUCCUUUUUGCUGUGCUGACUGUCUUCCAGUGCAUCACCAUGGAAGGGUGGACCACCGUGCUGUACAAUACCAAUGAUGCCUUAGGAGCCACCUGGAAUUGGCUAUACUUCAUCCCCCUCAUCAUCAUUGGAUCCUUCUUUGUUCUCAACCUAGUGCUGGGAGUGCUUUCCGGGGAAUUUGCCAAAGAGAGAGAAAGAGUGGAGAACCGGAGAGCUUUCAUGAAGCUGCGACGCCAGCAGCAGAUUGAGCGAGAGCUGAAUGGGUACCGCGCCUGGAUAGACAAAGCGGAGGAAGUCAUGCUUGCCGAAGAAAAUAAAAACGCUGGAACGUCAGCCUUAGAAGUGCUUCGGAGGGCCACCAUCAAACGCAGCCGGACGGAGGCCAUGACGCGGGACUCCAGUGACGAGCACUGUGUCGAUAUCUCCUCCGUGGGCACCCCUCUCGCCCGCGCCAGCAUCAAAAGCACAAAAGUGGACGGGGCCUCCUACUUCCGGCACAAGGAGAGGCUCCUGCGCAUCUCUAUCCGCCACAUGGUCAAAUCCCAGGUCUUUUACUGGAUUGUGCUGAGCCUGGUGGCUCUCAACACCGCCUGCGUGGCCAUCGUCCAUCACAACCAGCCCCAGUGGCUCACCCACCUCCUCUACUAUGCAGAAUUUUUGUUUCUGGGACUCUUCCUCUUGGAGAUGUCCCUGAAGAUGUACGGCAUGGGGCCUCGCCUCUAUUUUCACUCUUCAUUCAACUGCUUUGAUUUCGGGGUCACAGUGGGCAGUAUCUUUGAAGUGGUCUGGGCAAUCUUCAGGCCUGGUACAUCGUUUGGAAUCAGUGUCUUGCGAGCUCUUCGGCUUCUAAGAAUAUUUAAAAUAACGAAGUACUGGGCAUCCCUGCGGAAUUUGGUGGUCUCCUUGAUGAGUUCCAUGAAGUCUAUCAUCAGUUUGCUCUUCCUCCUCUUCCUCUUCAUCGUUGUCUUCGCUCUCCUAGGAAUGCAGCUGUUCGGAGGCAGGUUCAAUUUUAAUGAUGGGACGCCUUCGGCAAACUUUGACACUUUCCCUGCGGCCAUCAUGACUGUGUUCCAGAUCCUGACGGGCGAGGACUGGAAUGAGGUGAUGUACAACGGGAUCCGCUCCCAGGGCGGUGUCAGCUCAGGCAUGUGGUCAGCGAUCUAUUUCAUCGUGCUCACCUUAUUUGGAAACUACACGCUGCUGAACGUGUUCUUGGCUAUCGCUGUGGACAAUCUGGCCAAUGCGCAGGAGCUGACCAAGGAUGAGCAGGAGGAAGAGGAGGCCUUCAACCAGAAGCACGCGCUGCAGAAGGCCAAGGAGGUCAGCCCGAUGUCCGCGCCCAACAUGCCCUCCAUCGAAAGAGACAGAAGGAGAAGACACCACAUGUCGAUGUGGGAGCCACGCAGCAGCCACCUGAGGGAGCGGAGGCGCCGCCACCACAUGUCAGUGUGGGAGCAGCGCACCAGCCAGCUGAGGAGGCACAUGCAGAUGUCCAGCCAGGAGGCCCUCAACAAAGAAGAGGCCCCGCCCAUGAACCCGCUCAACCCCCUCAACCCGCUGAGUCCCCUCAACCCGCUCAACGCCCACCCCAGCCUCUACCGGAGAGCCCGGCCCAUCGAGGGCCUGGGCCUGGGCCUGGGCCUGGGCCUGGAGAAGUGCGAGGAGGAGCGCAUCAGCCGCGGGGGGUCCCUCAAGGGCGACAGCGGGGACCUCUCCAGUGCCCUGGACAACCAGAGGAGCCCCUUGGCCCUGGGCAAACGCGAGCCGCCGUGGCUGGCCAGGCCCUGCCAUGGGAACUGUGACCCGACCCAGCAGGAGGCCGGGGGAGGGGAGACUGUGGUGACCUUCGAGGACCGGGCCAGGCACAGGCAGAGCCAGCGGCGCAGCCGGCACCGCCGAGUCAGGACGGAAGGCAAGGAGCCCUCCUCCGCCUCCCAGAGCCGAUCUGCCAGCCAGGAACGGAGUCUGGAGGAUGGCGUGCCCACCGAGGGGGACAAGGACCGUGAGCCCAGGGGCAGCCAUGGCGGCAAGGAGCCCACGAUCCAGGAAGAAGAGAGAGGCCAGGACCUGAGAAGGACCAACAGUCUGAUGGUGCCCAGAGGCUCCGGGCUGGCGGGGGCCCUUGAUGAGGCUGACACACCCCUCGUCCUGCCCCAAGCAGAGCUGGAGGCGGGGACGGCGCCAGCGGAGCGGGAGCCUGAGGGCAGCAGCGAGCAGGCCCUGCUGGGGGACGUGCAGCUGGACGUGGGCCGGGGCAUCAGCCAGAGCGAGCCCGACCUGUCCUGCGUCACAGCCAACACGGACAAGGCUGCCACUGAGAGCACCAGCGUCACGGUGGCCAUCCCCGACGUGGACCCCUUGGUGGACUCGACUGUGGUGCACAUUAGCAACAAGACGGACGGCGAGGCCAGUCCCCUGAAGGAGGCAGAGAUCAAAGAGGAGGAGGAGGAGGAGGUGGAGAAGAAGAAGCCGAAGAAAGAGAAGCGGGAGGGCAAAGCCAUGGUGCCCCACAGCUCCAUGUUCAUCUUCAGCACCACCAACCCGGUCCGCAGGGCCUGCCACUACAUCGUGAACCUGCGCUACUUCGAGAUGUGCAUUCUCCUGGUGAUCGCGGCCAGCAGCAUCGCCUUGGCAGCCGAGGACCCCGUCCUGACCAACUCGGAACGCAACAGAGUGCUGAGGUAUUUCGACUAUGUUUUCACUGGCGUGUUCACCUUUGAGAUGGUUAUUAAGAUGAUAGACCAGGGCUUGAUUCUGCAAGACGGGUCCUACUUCAGAGACCUGUGGAACAUCCUAGACUUUGUGGUGGUGGUUGGUGCCCUGGUGGCCUUUGCCUUGGCGAAUGCUUUGGGCACCAACAAGGGGCGGGACAUCAAGACCAUCAAGUCUCUGCGGGUGCUCCGAGUUCUGCGGCCGCUGAAGACCAUCAAGCGCUUGCCCAAGCUCAAGGCUGUCUUCGAUUGCGUGGUGACCUCCCUGAAGAACGUCUUCAACAUCCUCAUUGUCUACAAGCUCUUCAUGUUCAUCUUCGCCGUGAUCGCAGUCCAGCUUUUCAAGGGGAAGUUCUUCUAUUGCACCGACAGCUCCAAGGACACGGAGAAGGAGUGCAUAGGCAACUAUGUGGAUCAUGAGAAAAACAAGAUGGAGGUGAAAGGUCGGGAAUGGAAGCGCCACGAAUUCCACUACGACAACAUCAUCUGGGCCCUGCUGACCCUCUUCACCGUCUCCACGGGGGAAGGAUGGCCGCAAGUCCUGCAGCACUCUGUUGACGUGACGGAGGAGGACCGAGGCCCGAGCCGCAGCAACCGCAUGGAGAUGUCCAUCUUCUACGUGGUCUACUUCGUGGUCUUCCCUUUCUUCUUCGUCAACAUCUUUGUGGCCCUCAUCAUCAUCACCUUCCAGGAGCAAGGGGACAAGAUGAUGGAGGAGUGCAGCCUGGAGAAGAACGAGAGGGCGUGCAUCGACUUCGCCAUCAGCGCCAAGCCUCUCACCCGCUACAUGCCGCAGAACAGGCACACCUUCCAGUACCGCGUCUGGCACUUCGUGGUGUCCCCGUCCUUCGAGUACACCAUCAUGGCCAUGAUCGCCUUGAACACCAUCGUGCUGAUGAUGAAGUACUACUCUGCUCCCUGCACUUACGAACUGGCCCUGAAGUACCUGAAUAUCGCCUUCACCAUGGUGUUUUCCUUGGAGUGUGUCCUGAAGAUCAUCGCCUUCGGCUUCUUGAACUAUUUCCGGGACACCUGGAACAUCUUUGACUUCAUCACCGUGAUCGGCAGCAUCACAGAAAUCAUUCUGACGGACAGCAAGCUGGUGAACACCAGUGGCUUCAAUAUGAGCUUUCUGAAGCUCUUCCGCGCCGCCCGCCUCAUCAAGCUCCUGCGUCAGGGCUACACCAUCCGUAUCUUACUGUGGACCUUCGUGCAGUCCUUCAAGGCCCUGCCCUAUGUCUGCCUGCUGAUCGCCAUGCUUUUCUUCAUCUACGCCAUCAUUGGGAUGCAGGUGUUUGGAAAUAUAAAGUUAGACGAGGAGAGUCACAUCAACCGGCACAACAACUUCCGGAGUUUCUUCGGGUCCCUCAUGCUCCUCUUCAGGAGCGCCACCGGCGAGGCCUGGCAGGAGAUAAUGCUGUCGUGCCUCGGGGAGAAAGGCUGUGAGCCCGACACCACGGCACCGUCGGGGCAGAACGAGAAUGAGCGCUGCGGCACCGACCUGGCCUACGUUUACUUUGUCUCCUUCAUCUUCUUCUGCUCCUUCUUGAUGCUCAACCUGUUCGUGGCCGUCAUCAUGGACAACUUUGAGUACCUGACCCGGGACUCGUCCAUCCUGGGGCCUCACCACUUGGACGAGUUUGUCCGCGUCUGGGCAGAGUACGACCGAGCUGCAUGUGGCCGCAUCCAUUACACUGAGAUGUAUGAAAUGCUGACUCUCAUGUCACCACCGCUAGGCCUCGGCAAGAGAUGUCCCUCCAAAGUGGCAUAUAAGAGGUUGGUCCUGAUGAACAUGCCUGUCGCCGAGGACAUGACAGUCCACUUCACCUCCACCCUGAUGGCUCUGAUCCGCACAGCCCUGGACAUCAAAAUUGCCAAAGGCGGCGCUGACAGGCAGCAGCUGGAUUCGGAGCUGCAGAAGGAGACCCUUGCCAUCUGGCCUCACCUGUCCCAGAAGAUGCUGGAUCUGCUUGUGCCCAUGCCUAAAGCCUCUGACCUAACUGUGGGCAAAAUCUAUGCGGCAAUGAUGAUCAUGGACUACUAUAAGCAGAGUAAGGUGAAGAAGCAGAGGCAGCAGCUGGAGGAACAGAAAAACGCCCCCAUGUUCCAGCGCAUGGAGCCCUCGUCUCUGCCUCAGGAGAUCAUCGCCAAUGCCAAAGCUCUGCCUUACCUCCAGCAGGAGCCCGUCACAGGCCUGAGUGGCCGGAGUGCUUACCCUUCGAUGAGUCCGCUCUCCCCACAGGAAAUAUUCCAGCUGGCAUGCAUGGACCCUGCUGAUGAGGGACAGUUCCAGGAGGAGCAGUCUCUGGAGCCAGAGUUUAGUGAAUUAAAAAGCGUGCAGCCCUCUAACCAUGGCAUCUACCUUCCUCCGGACACCCAGGAGCAUGCGGGAUCUGGGAGGGCAUCCUCUUUGCCACGCCUGACUGUGGAUCCCCAGGUGGUAACAGACCCCAGCUCCAUGAGACGUUCCUUUUCCACCAUCCGGGAUAAGCGUUCAAAUUCCUCUUGGCUGGAGGAGUUCUCCAUGGAGCGAAGCAGUGAAAACACCUACAAGUCCCGUCGCCGGAGCUACCACUCCUCCCUGCGGCUGUCGGCCCACCGCCUGAACUCGGACUCGGGCCACAAGUCCGACACCCACCGCUCGGGGGGCCGGGAGCGGGGACGAUCAAAAGAGCGAAAGCAUCUUCUCUCCCCCGACGUCUCCCGCUGCAACUCAGAGGAGCGCGGGGCCCAGGCCGACUGGGAGUCCCCAGAGCGCCAUCAGUCCAGGUCUCCCAGCGAGGGCAGGUCGCAUACGCCCAGCAGACCGGGCACGGGCUCCUUGAGUGAAAGCUCCAUCCCCUCCGUCUCUGACACCAGCACCCCAAGACGAAGUCGUCGGCAGCUCCCCCCAGUCCCUCCAAAGCCUCGGCCCCUCCUCUCCUACAGCUCCCUGAUCCGACACGCAGGGAGCACCUCUCCCCCCGCCGAUGGCAGCGAGGGCGGCUCCCCGCUGACCUCCCAAGCUCUGGAGAGCGAAGACGCCGGCCUGCCCGAGGCUCCCAGGUCCCGGCACGCACAGCACGGCCACCCCUCCCCGCAGCGCUACAUCUCCGAGCCCUACCUGGCCCUGCACGAAGACUCCCACGCCUCGGACUGUGGCGAGGAGGAGACGCUCACGUUCGAAGCGGCCGUGGCCACCAGCCUGGGCCGUGCCAACACCAUCGGCUCAGCCCCACCCCUGCGGCACAGCUGGCAGAUGCCCAAUGGGCACUAUCGGCGGCGGCGGCGUGGAGGGCCAGGGCCGGGCACGAUGUGUGGAGCCGUCAGCGACCUCCUGAGUGACACAGAAGAAGAUGACAAGUGCUAG
This is a messenger RNA of Pteronotus mesoamericanus, 6943 nucleotides long. It is a transcript of the gene CACNA1E, whose product is annotated as calcium voltage-gated channel subunit alpha1 E. The record is from RefSeq and is a predicted model, not a curated record. Gene Ontology annotation, molecular function: calcium ion binding; high voltage-gated calcium channel activity. NCBI's taxonomy places the organism in Eukaryota, Metazoa, Chordata, Mammalia, Chiroptera, Mormoopidae. Gene Ontology annotation, biological process: chemical synaptic transmission; calcium ion import across plasma membrane. The transcript has 48 exons. Gene Ontology annotation, cellular component: neuronal cell body; voltage-gated calcium channel complex; membrane. The coding region runs from base 2 to 6943 and encodes 2313 amino acids.